CAACGUCUCGGAGGUCGGUAGCAUUUUGACGCGACAAUUCGCAGCAAGUGCAUCGUUCCCUUCGGCUCUCCGGUGGUUUUAACGAAUCUUCGGGUUUUUGGCCAGAAUACAUAGUAGAGAAUUUCGAAUAGUCGAGUGGCUUUCCGUAUUUGUUGGCGUGGACAAAAAACUUUUUAUCAUCUCGAGCGAUAUCGUAGGACGCGCAGUGCGAAAAGGAUCCGGGAAGUCGGGCGCGUCUUCGAAAUUGUUUUGUUUUUUCCUGUCGACUCGCAUAGGCAGGCGGGAAGUCGCAGUGUGUGAAAAUUUUUGAUAUUCUGUGUAAAUUAUGUCGUCGACGGCGAAAUUCAUGUCGGACGAUCUUGGUGGUGCAGAGUCCUGGGUGGAAGUGAUUCCUGCGCCAGCUGACAGGGUCACACCAUUACCGUUUGGCAGCGGUGGCGAAGAAUAUCUGCGUCUUCUUAGGGAAGCCCAGAGAGAUUCAACGCACUCAUCAGCGAGACAUUCCCUCGCCUCUUCGCGCCGGGACACGCCUAAGGGCAGCCCGAAAAGCCCACCGAACAGUCCCAACACUGAAUUAUCCACCGAAGAUGAUCUCCGAGGGGUUUACAUAAAUUACAGUUGCACAAAGGACGCCGAUCUCCUGGAAAAAAGCACGGAAUGGAUGUACGACGAAUGGAGCUCUCGUCCCGAUCAAGCCCCACCGAAGGGCUGGAAAUUUCGACAUCCGCUUGGCAUGACGAAGAAGAAAAAUUACAGCAUUCGUACCGCCAAGAUGGGCAAAAUUGGACUUUUCUCGAAAGAAAUUAUUUACGCAAUGUUCCUAUCAAACAUCGUGUCUCUUCUCAUCGGCACUGGCUUGGGAAUCUGGUUGAAUAGGAGAGGACUGAUGAUGCCACGUAUCACGAUUGAGUGAACGCAUCAACGAGGAGAUAAACAACAACAA
Molecule: messenger RNA, 943 nt
Organism: Venturia canescens
Lineage: Eukaryota; Metazoa; Arthropoda; Insecta; Hymenoptera; Ichneumonidae
Gene: BNIP3
Product: BCL2 interacting protein 3
Exons: 6
Coding region: 326-913 (195 amino acids)
Biological process (GO): mitochondrial outer membrane permeabilization; positive regulation of apoptotic process
Cellular component (GO): mitochondrial outer membrane; nucleus; mitochondrial envelope
Source: RefSeq, a predicted model, not a curated record